Messenger RNA from Olea europaea var. sylvestris, 1517 nucleotides. RefSeq names its product protein SHOOT GRAVITROPISM 6-like. The coding region runs from base 91 to 1419 and encodes 442 amino acids. The record is from RefSeq and is a predicted model, not a curated record. The transcript is spliced from 11 exons. Lineage: Eukaryota; Viridiplantae; Streptophyta; Magnoliopsida; Lamiales; Oleaceae. Gene Ontology annotation, cellular component: cytoplasm.
CAGUUACUAAAUAUCUUGAGACAGAUCGAUUUAUAUGUUUCCUCAUCAGUUGAAUAUCAGAGGAAAAGAGGUUGUCUUGCAGCUCAUGAGAUGCUUCUCAAGUUUCGUAGAAUUUGUGUCAGUGGAUUCUGUGCACUUGGUUGCCAGGGAAGUUGCACACACAGCAAGCAAUUUCACGGUGCUCUGAAUCGCAAUAUUUCAAAUUUACCAACUGCAUUUCUAUCACCAAGUCGCGAUGCUUUGUGUUUAGGUGAGAGGAUUAUGGUAUACCUUCCACGCUGUGCUGACACAAAUCCAGAAGUUAGAAAAGUCUCUGCUCAGAUUCUUGAUCUUUUUUUCAGCAUAUCUCUAUCACUACCAAGGCCUGUAAACACUAUUGUUGGACUUGAUAUAGAAUUGUGUUAUAGUGCUUUGUCCUCCCUUGAGGAUGUCAUUGCUAUCUUAAAAAGUGAUGCCUCAAUUGAUCCGUCAGAAGUAUUCAACAGGGUUGUUUCAUCUGUUUGUACAUUAUUUACUAAGGAUGAGCUUGUUGCUGCUCUACAUGUUUGCUCAGGAGCUAUAUGCGACAGAAUCAAACAAUCUGCAGAAGGAGCAAUUCAGGCUGUGAUUGAGUUUGUUACGGAUAGGGGGAAGGAGCUGAACGAGUCUGAUAUUUCAAGGACGACACAAUCUUUGCUUUCUGCUGCAGUUCAUGUGACUGAGAAGUACUUGCGUCAGGAAACUCUUAGUGCUAUCUGCUCUCUGGCUGAGAACACCAGCUCAAUAAUUGUUUUCAAUGAAGUAUUAGCUGCUGCUGGAAGAGAUAUAGCCACCAAAGAUGUAUCCAGACUACGUGGUGGCUGGCCAAUACAGGAAGCCUUCUAUGCAUUCUCCCAGCAUGCAGUUCUUUCAUAUUCAUUCCUGGAGCAUGUAACUUCUGUUCUGAAUCGGACACCUACCCUUAGACGUGAAUCUGGAAAAGGAGAAAAUAACAGCAAUUAUGUUGAAAGUCACGUAAAAGAUGAUGUUUGCCAGGCAGCUGUUAUAGCUCUCACUGCAUUCUUCAGAGGUGGUGGUAAAGUUGGAAAAAAAGCAGUAGAACAAAGUUAUGCUUCUGUCCUCGCAACACUUGUGCUUCACUUGGGAAGUAGUCAUGGUUUAGCUAAUUCUGGCCAACAGGAACCUCUGCGUGUGCUACUGGUUGCAUUUACCGCCUUUUGCGAAUGUGUGGGUGAUUUAGAGAUGGGAAAGAUUCUGGCUAGAGAUGGAGAAAAUAAUGAUGACGAGAAGUGGAUUGGUGUGAUUGGGGACCUGGCGGGCUGCAUUUCCAUUAAACGACCAAAAGAGGUACCUAUUCUAGUCAAACUUAGGUUAUCUGCGUUGUUAAACUAUAUUGGUAAUAUGCCAAAGCCCACUCUUGCGAAGUCACCAAUGCUAUGAAAACUGAGUAAUUUAUUAAUCUAACACUUUGAGCUCAUUUAUAACCCCGGGGUACGUUCAGGAAUGAAGCUGUGUAGGUGCUUUAAAGUAAUGGGGAA